AUGAGCAGUCCCGCUGGGGAUGCCGUUGAUUCUCAUCAAGGACAGUUCCUCUCGCAGUCACCCGAGGUCGGGGCAUCUGGAGGACGCAGGCAUGAUGACUUCUCCGCUAGCAGCAGCGGCGGAGGGGGGGCGGCCAGCACGACGGGCGCGGGGAUCGGCGGCGGCGCGGAGUCGAUUGCGGAGUGGAAGCGGCGAUCAGCGGAAGCGGGCGCGCACUUCUUCCCCCUGCAGCGCGCGGAAGACGCCCCCAGCAGGGACGAGCUGCACCGCCAGAUUCUUGCACUCUCUGUUCCGCUAUGUUCCUCUCGCUGCAUGCCCCACUCGCUGCAUCCCUUCGACCUCCCUCCUCUGUGCCCUUUCACCCCUUUUUGCCCUUCCUCCCCGCAACCCCCCUCCUCCAACCACCAUCGCAUGCCUGCCCCCACCAGCGUGUAUCCGUACUACGUGAAUCUCAAGCUGGGGUCGCAGAAGCAGAAGUUCAGCAUGGCGCUCAACCUCAUUGUGCCGCACAUCUUCGUGCCCUGCGACUGCCUGCACUGCGGCUCCAUGCGCAAGGGGACCACCUACAGCAAGCCCUUCAGCACGCUCUCCUCAACAACCCUCAAGUACAUCUCCUGCAGCGACCAGCGCUGCCAGGGGGGCGUUGAAUCCGGUUUCUACGGCUGCAACACGGAAGGGUUCAACAACUACCUCAACCUCACAGGCCUGCUGCCUGGGAACGACGCUUUCUGCGUGUACAGAGCGCAGUCAGGAUCCUAUGAUUAUUAUGAAGCGGACUAUGAAGCAGGAUCGUACAUCACGUCACUGGGGCAUGUGGUGGAGGACACGGUCUAUCUCACUGCACCUGACGGAACCGAAGUCAACCGAUCCAUCAUUCUUGGCUGUGGAAUGAACCAGCAAGGACACUGGGGCAUGCAGGGGUGGCAGUACGGCUCGUGGUCAGCAGGAGGCGUGCUGGGGCUGGGGUGGAACAGCACCUUCCUCUGGCAGCUCGCCGGGGGGAAUAGCUCCUUCGCGGUGUGUUUGGAGGAGCCGGCGCCGACGAACAAGACAGGGUGGGAUGGCAAGGUGCCGCUGCAGACAGGCAGCAGCCAUCUCACCAUCGGAGCCACCGGCCUCCCUGCCGGCGCCAGCUACGCCACCUUGGAUUAUUGGGCCGGAAUGCAGUACAGCCACAUCACUCUCACCACGGCCAAGCGCGCCCUCAACAUCACAGACGACCCAGCCUACAUAGACACCAAUAGUGUGCCCUACGUGCCGGCGAAUUUCCCUGAGAACGCCACUCCGGGCUUUCUCUUCAUGCCCGAGUCCUUCGUGCAUCUCCUGCGCUACCCUCUCUUCAUGAGCCUCUGCGACGCGCCGGGGCUGCUCGGCAAGUACCUCUUUCUCGACUACACCAACGAGAUCGCAGGAUGGAUGGACGCCCCUCACUGUGGAGCUGAGCCUCUGCUACCGCCACCCUCCCCUCCUCCACCACCCGCGCCUGUUUCCAAUGGGGCCACCCACUCCCUCUCCCCGCUCCCGGCAGCACUCGCAGCUGCCGCCGUCCUUGCCACCUCCGCCGCCCUGCUUGCUCUCAGCCUCCUGUAG
Molecule: messenger RNA, 1590 nt
Organism: Closterium sp. Naga37s-1
Lineage: Eukaryota; Viridiplantae; Streptophyta; Zygnematophyceae; Desmidiales; Closteriaceae
Source: the annotation of a GenBank genome assembly